Molecule: messenger RNA, 1023 nt
Organism: Penicillium brevicompactum
Lineage: Eukaryota; Fungi; Ascomycota; Eurotiomycetes; Eurotiales; Aspergillaceae
Product: Glycosyl transferase family 8
Exons: 3
Coding region: 1-1023 (340 amino acids)
Molecular function (GO): glycosyltransferase activity
Source: RefSeq, a predicted model, not a curated record
AUGCUGCUUCUCGGGUUCAAUGUGCUGAUCGCCAAGUAUCCUGCAGAGCGAGUAGCGUUUCCGAUCACCACGGCUGGCAACUCAUCAAGGAAAGCAUUUGGAGGCUUGAAUCCUCACUGGACAACCGAACAACUCGAGCCUCGGUUUGCUUACGUUCAAUAUGCGACUGAUUUUGACUACUUGUGUAAUGCGAUCAUGAACUUUGCACGACUCGACCGUUUUGCAACACAAUUCGAUCAAGUGUUGAUCUAUCCAAAGGAUUGGGAAGAGCCUGGUACAAGUCGUGAGCACAAUGCAUUGAUCAACAUUCGGAAGCUCUAUCCGCACAUCAAUCUCCGAGCAGUCGACGUCCUAUCGACCUCAAGCGGCGAUCCCACAUGGCACAAAAGCCUAACCAAGUUCCAUGCUUUCGCGCUGACUGAGUACACGCGCGUACUUAUUUUUGACUCCGACUCUAUGGUGUUGAAUAACAUGGACCACUACUUCCUCGCGCCUCUGGCACCAGUGGCUGUUCCUCGAGCCUAUUGGCUCAACGACAAGAAUUCCAAUGUCAAAGAUCAAAUGCUAGGAUCGCAUGUCAUGCUCAUCGAGCCAAAUGAGGCCAACUAUCAACUGAUCAUCAACGAGGCAACAUCAUCAGGUGCUUUCGACAUGGAAGUGCUGAACCAUUUAUUCUGGGACUCGGCGAUGAUCUUGCCGCAUCGUCGAAUUGCAUUGUUGACCGGCGAGUUCCGUAACAAGGAUCAUGAUCGGUACAUGUCCGAAAAUAAGCACGAGGAAUGGAACGCUAUGGCGGAAGUUUCCCGGGCAUAUCUUGUUCACUUCAGUGACUGGCCGCUGCCAAAACCGUGGUUGCAGCAUUCUGAUGCGCAGAUGAAGGCAGUGCAGCCCGAAUGCGAUGAAAAUGAGGUUGAGAAGAGUGAUAGGCCACGUUGUGCGGAUAGGGUGAUGUGGUUGGGUUUCUAUGAGGAUUAUUAUCACGAUCAAAAAGAGGUCUGCGCUCCGUUGACGAAUAGCUUAUAG